Sorghum bicolor (sorghum) is the source of this 2487-nucleotide messenger RNA. RefSeq lists its product as uncharacterized. The coding region runs from base 1 to 2487 and encodes 828 amino acids. The transcript has 2 exons. The record is from RefSeq and is a predicted model, not a curated record. NCBI's taxonomy places the organism in Eukaryota, Viridiplantae, Streptophyta, Magnoliopsida, Poales, Poaceae.
AUGGAGAAUAUAAGUGAUCACAAUAGAGAAGAGGCCUUCAAGGCCAAGGAAAUUACUGCUUUAGAGAGUAUGGAGAAGAAAGAUUUCCGUCAUGCGCAACAAAUUAUACUUGGAGCUCAAGCACUUUGUCCCGAGCUGGCUGAGAAUAUGUCCCAAAUGUUAAUCAUCUGUGAUAUCCAUUGUGCGGCAGAGUCGUUUGUGGGUGGUGAGAUAGACUUCUACGGAAUACUUCAGGUCGAAGAAACAGCAGAUGAAACCAUAAUAACCAAGCAAUAUCGAAGGAUUGCACUUUCAACUCAUCCUGAUAAAAAUAGUUUUGCUGGUGCCCAAGAUGCAUUCAAGUUGGUGGCUGAAGCAUAUUCUGUCCUAUCAGAUCCAGUAAAGCCAACUGAACAUGACAUGAAAAGGAUGUAUCGAUCACAAAAUGUGCCAAAGGAAACUAAUAAGAACAAACCAUCAAAGAAAACUGAUGCAGAUAAAGGGAGCGAGUCUGGAUCUAGCGAAACAUUUUGGACCAACUGCCCACAUUGUAAAUAUCGGUUCCAGUACAUCAAAGAAGUCCUGAACCGCAGGGUUGUCUGUCAGACAUGCAAGAAGAAAUUCACUGCAUCCCGUAUAGAGGAUCAGGAACCACCCACGCCAGAACAUGACUGGAAAAGGAAGAAUGGAACACAAAAUGUGACAAAGGAAACUAAUAAGAGGAAACCAGAGGAGCCCAUGCCCACUUCAUCAAGCAUGAUUAGUGAUUCUCAAGUUCCUGAAACCAUGUUCCAAGAGCAACAGCAUGAGACUCCCAGUCAACAAGGUCACGCUGUCAACUCUUCACGUGCAUACAAAGAAGGAAAUGAGAGCGCAGGUGGUGUGAAUCAAUCCAACAAGCCUGAGACGGUUCAGGGGAACACUAGAAUACCAGAGAUAGACAAGAACAUUGUUGGAAGAUCAAUGGCAGAUACUUUUCACUCAAAUGUUGUUGACAAAUUAAAUAAGCUGGGCAGAGAGCAAGCAUCCACUAUGCCAGGGUCAGGAUCCUGCAGUCGUGGAAGUUCUAACCAGAGAAAGCAACAUGUUGAUGGCAAACUUAGCCAGAAUAGCUCCGAUGGCAAAAAGAGGGAAAGGGAGAAUGAUUAUUCAUGUAAUAUCAGCAUGAACAGUAAUCAAAUACUAGGUGGUGACAUCACUAGUGCUGACAGGCAAUCAUCAGAAAAUCCUGUGUCCAGCAACAUAAACAUCCACGAGAUAACAGAAGGUAUGUGUACGAGUGAUGAUGAGGACAAUAUCAUGACAGAAGCCAUUGAUUUUGUUAUUGAGGACGAAUGCUAUUCUGAGCCAGUUAUGAAGAUCAGAGACAUCAAUAGUAUAACAUAUAAUGAUGGUAGUGCUGAUCAGAUCUGGGCCCUUUAUGAUAACAUUGAUCAUAUGCCAAGAUCCUAUGCUAAGAAAAAAUGUGAUGGUCAUUCAAAGUGUUUAUAUUGGUUAAAGUUCUAUCCAUUGUCUGAAGAAGAGAAAGAAUGGAACAACAAAACUUUGCCAGUUGCUUGUGGAAAGUUUUGCCUUGGAGAAAAGGUUGAUAUCUUAGAAUACAGUUCCUUGUAUUCUCAUACUGUUGAAUGGAAGAAAAUCUGUGUGAAAAAACUUUCUGGUGGAAGAGGUUCUGCAAAAACCAAAAUGACGAUGGUGUAUGAAAUAUUUCCUAAAAGGGCUGAGGUAUGGGCUCUUUACAAGGGAUGGAGUAAGCAAUGGAGCUCAACAGAUGCAUAUAAGAAUAGGUCCUAUGAGUAUGAAGUUGUGGAAAUACUGUCAGACAUGUCGGACAAUGGUGGCGCCAAUGUUAUCCCACUCAUCAGGAUUAAAGGCUUUCCUAGCUUACUAGUGGCAGCAAAGGAUAAAUCCACGUUCCAUAUACCUUCAGAAGGAUUUCUGCUACUUGACUCUAGUUGUCUUCCCUCUGACCUGGACACAACAUUCCCUUCUAUGAAUCUUGACGCUUACAUGUCUCAAAGCGAGAAGAGAAGCAGGAAAGAUCCACAAGUAGGUGAGAUUUGGGCCCUUUAUAUGGACUGGGCACCAGAGCAGAGUCCGUCCAGUCAUAAUUGUUGUGAAUUUGCUGUCGGUGAGAUCAUCGAGCGCAAUGAUGCUAGCACAAAAUUUUCUUUCCUGGCUAAAGUUGAUGGUUACAAAGCUGUUUUCAAACCUGACAAGAAAAAGCGAGUCCUGGAGAUACCUACUGUGGAGAACCUGAGAUUUUCGCACCGCAUACCUGCUUCCUUUUGUGUGAUGAAAGAAAUAGGUGGCAAGCGUCGUGUCUUCUACGACCUUGAUCCAGCUUAUCUUGUAACAGCGCAGGAUCAUGCCACUUCAUCAGGCAACAUGAGUACUGUUGGGAGUCUGCCAAUGAAGCAGAAGACAGCUGCUGCACGAGUUGGGCCUCGGCGCACGGAUCGGCGUACUCAUCCUAACAGCCGCUACAUAGGGCCCCAAUGGCAGUGA